Messenger RNA from Lactuca saligna, 1895 nucleotides. Lineage: Eukaryota; Viridiplantae; Streptophyta; Magnoliopsida; Asterales; Asteraceae. The record is from the annotation of a GenBank genome assembly.
AAAGACGUUUUGGAGGAUACAUAAUUUCUUUUCAAAAAAUUAUUUUUUAAUUUUUAUUUAUGUUUCUUAUAAGAAAAGGCCAGUGAAUGACACCCCACCCCACAACUUGUUCAUACACAGCUUCUUCUGCUUCGUUGUAUAAAAGUCACUCAGAUUUUGAGAAAGACACAACAACAAAAUUAAUUUUCCCUUCUCUCCUUUCUCCAUUCGUCAGCUUCAAGAUUUUUCUUUUUAUCUCGAAGACCCACAAAACAAUAUUCUAGAUUUUGCUUCAAUUUCUUCAAAGUUAUGAAGAGAAACUUCGGUUGCUCUGAUUCAUUAACUCAUUUUCUCUCACACCCACUUGAAGGGGAGAUGAAAGCUGAAGAAGAGUGCCUUUACAAUGGAGAAUUUCAGUCCAUGGUAGAUGGCAGCGGCAGUGGCGGCGGCGAUGGUGAAGACUACGGUGGAGAAGAAACAGGACAAUUUAGUGACAAAAAGAGAAGGUUAAGUAAUCAUCAAGUGAAAUCGUUGGAGAAAAUAUUUGAAGUUGAUAACAAACUUGACCCAGAAAGGAAAGUGAAAGUGGCGCAAGAUUUGGGUUUGCAACCACGGCAGGUGGCGAUUUGGUUCCAGAACCGCCGUGCACGGUGGAAGACAAAGCAGUUGGAGAGAGAUUACAAUCUUCUUAAGUCUAAUUAUGAUGCUCUUAAGCAUAAUUAUCAUAAGCUUGAGCAAGAGAAAGAAACCAUAAUCAAUGAGUUGAUAGAGCUAAAAGCAAAGCUUCACGAGGAAACAACCGAAAGAAAUGAUGAGUUCGAGAACAGAGAAAAUAUUUUGUUCUUGGGAUCUGAUCCGACGAAUACAAACCAUGAAGUAUACACAAGUUUAAACUACGAAAAAACUCGAAAAUCACUAGACUUAAAAGAUGGAUUUUCUGAUAGUGAUUCAAGUGGGGUUUUAAACGAAGAAAACAUGAAUGUUAGCAACGCUAAUGGAAGCUCGUUGCUAAAUAUAGCAACUUUUGGGCUCUCUUCUCUUUGUUCAUCGUCAGCUACGAAUUCAAAUCACACAGAACAUAUAGAUCCUACAAGGACAUAUCAAGAACAAUCAGAUCCGUAUUUAGUAAGUAAUGUUGAGGAUGAGUCAUGCAACAUUUUUUUGGUCGAUCAAGCCCCUAACCUUUGUUGGUACUUUCGGGAUCACACAAACUAGUGAUUAAAUGGGUUUAUAUAGUUUGUAGUUUAAGUAUGAAGAAGCUUAUGAAAAUGAAUAAUUAUAUAAUAUUUUGAAAUUUUAUGAAAUAUAUUAAAAUUGUGACAGUGAUAAUACGACAUGGCAUAUAUAGUUUUUACUAAUAAAUAUGUUAAAAAGGAAUGCCGUUUUUAAUUCUCAUCAUUUCCGCUACUAUUUCUAACCACUAGCUUUCACUUAAAUUGAAUUUUUUUUUAACAUGUAAAUACAUACUUAGUCUCUAAUAAUAUUAAACAACCAUUUUACUAUCAAUUUCAAACAUAAGUUUAUAUAAGUUAUAUAAUUAAAAGAUGGAAUUGUCUUCGUCAUCAUCUUUCAUCCCCCCAUUUGAUGAUGGGUCACAACAUAGUUUGCCAAAACAAUCGUAGAAGAAACAACUGUCAUUUUGGCUGAUGAGGCUGAAUGUUCGCGUUCAUAAACGAGAAGUGUAUCACCAAGCCACACGCACGCUAUUGUUUCAUUCAAGACGACUUAGCUGAUAAUGACAUAUGUGAUGCUACCAUGCUUUAACGAGCGUUCUAGAAUCUAGAUGAUCAUAUAACUAUGUUCAUCAACAGUUCAUGAUUCGAAAAAAGAGUGUAAAUUAUUUAGAUAGGCAUUGAUACGUGAUGUUUAAUAAACAUUACUCCAUUACAAAAAUUUACAUCCACACUUCGUUAAAU